Salmo salar (Atlantic salmon) is the source of this 2117-nucleotide messenger RNA. RefSeq lists its product as uncharacterized. The record is from RefSeq and is a predicted model, not a curated record. Lineage: Eukaryota; Metazoa; Chordata; Actinopteri; Salmoniformes; Salmonidae.
UGCACCUCCUUCCACCCACACAGAGUCCUUCCUCAUCUCACUCAGGAAGGUACUGUUGCUAUGAUAUGUAGGAAGACAGAGUGAGAAGCCAACCUUUGAGCCUAUGAAAUGGACAUCUGGAACAAAGUGAUCAACUUGCUGUUUCUUAUAGUUUCCCAAGCAUAUCAAGAAUGAUCCUCCACCCAAAGGACAUCCAGCCAACUUGACACAACUGUGGGAAGCACUGGAGUCAACAUAGGCCAGCAUCCCUGCGGAACGCUUUCGAUACCUUGUAGAAUCCAUGCCCCGACGAAUUGAGGCUGUUCUGAGGGCAAAAGGGGGUGCAACUCAAUAUAAGGAAGGUGUUCCUAAUAUUUUGUACACUGUGUAUGUUCAGUUAUUGCAUGUGCAACAUGAUGCAAGUAUGGUUCUCCAUUGUCUUACUCUGCUUUUCCCCUGGUCUGAAUUCAUUGAACUUCUCAUUGUUUCUAAAAAAUAAAAACAAAUCUUGUGUUUUAUAUUACCCUACCCCUUAGCACUCAUGGCAACAGUGACAUCUGCUCUGAGCGCCGUGAUCACGGAUCCACCCCAAAGGACAGUGGAAGCUCCUCUUGGCUCCUCUCUGACCCUCAACUGCAGUUUUGAGCCUCAGACUAGUGCCUGGGUGAGGUGGUAUUUCAACAUAAACCAAUCAUGCAGUGAUUCUCGUUCCAGUCAACUUUCCUCCCAUAAGAUAUCGGUCAACACGACUGUGGAGCAGAACGAUGGAGGUCAUUUCCUUCAGGAGUCUGGGAGAGCUUGGUCCAGACUGACUGUGAGAGAUGUCUGGUACAAUGACAGUGGGUGGUACUUCUGUUGGGUUCAGGCAGAUAUCCCUUACCUUAGAAACAGUAACAGCAAUGGAACUCAAGUUAUUAUUACUGGCAAGACGACAGAGAGUACCCCUCCAUUGAUGACAGUAACUCGGUCUCCCCACUCCAAUGGGGGUUUGCUUCUAGGCAGGAAGCUGUGGGUAGCAGUGGGAGCAGCAAGUGCCAUACCGGUUCCACUGCUAGUGGUCAUCUUGAUCUUACUACAACGAAGGAGAAGCAUAAUACAAAGAGAGAAUCCUAUCUAUACCAACAUGCCUGCAAUAAAACAACCCUCUCCGCGUCCAGGACUACAGAUGGACAAACAGAAGAUUUCUCCCACUUUAAAAUAUCCCAGGACCCCAACUCCAGCCAGAACCCACGACAACAAACACAUCAGGAUCCCAAUUCCACGCAGGGGAAAUGACAACAAACCCCUCACCGAGACCCCAAAUCCACGCAGGGCAAAUGACAACAAACCCCUCACCGAGACCCCAAAUCCACGCAGGGCAAAUGACAACAAACCCCUCACCAAGACCCCAAAUCCACGCAGGGCCAAUGACAACAAACACCUCAAGAUCUCAACUCCACCCAGGGCCCAUGACAACAAACCCCUCACCAAGAUCUCAACUCCACCCAGGGCCCAUGACAACAAACCCCUCACCAAGAUCUCAACUCCACCCAGGGCCCUUAACAACAAAACCCUCACCGAGACCCCAUAUCCACCCAGGGCCCAUGACAACAAACCCCUCACCAAGACCCCAAAUCUACCUAGAGCCCAUGACGGCAAACAUCUUCCAACUCCUGCCAGGGCAUAUGACCUCAGGACCCCAACUCCAUCCAGGGCCCAUGACAGCAAAUAAAGCUCAAAACCUUGACUUUUUAUGAUUCAUAUUUCCUAUCCUGAAUCUUCCAACAAAUCAAACUAUCUCAGCAAGUAAUUUAAUCCUGUGAGUGUAGUGCAACUCUGUCCUAUCAUCUCUUACAGAGCUAUCACUUCAGUAUUGUUUUUGGUUGCUGUUAAUUAAUUUUCCAGCAGAUGGCAUGCUAUGGUAGCCUACUAAUUUAGGAUUAAUUAUCGUUGUCUAAAUAUUAUUCUCAGGGUCAUUUAAAGUUACCCCAGUUCAGUAAAGCAUCAUUUAGUAAUAAGGAAAACAAGUGCUAUUUUCUGGAAGGUAUUUUGUAUAGGUAGCCUUUGUAAAAAGACUGUUUGAGCAACAGAUAUUGGACUUGAAAUACAUAUCUAUAGCUGUUUAUAGUGCAUUAAUAAAAUUCCAUAUUUCAAUCUUU